AUGUGGACGUAUGUGGAUAGACACAAAGAGGAUGCCAUGCUGCUGGUCGACGCCCCUUACACAGCCGAAGUCCUGCACGCUCACUCGGGCCAGCUGCACCCCAUCUAUCGACCUCUUGCUGUCUACCUGACUCGCUUGAAGUACGCACCCAAACUGGAUCAAAUCCUCGUGCCAAAGUCCAGAUCUGCGUCUGUCUCGUCGCAAUCAGAGUGGAUGUUUCACCUGCUUGUGUCCUUUGCGGGGGAGAGCUUCACGCCUAAGUUCGCCAUCCAGAACUCUUUCCUCAGUUUCGAAGACUAUGCGGCCUACCAGGCCAUUGCUUACCUUCCUGGUCCCCAUAGUUGGGUGCUGAUGCAGUGGCGUGAGUUUUACAGCAUGGACAUGCCGCUCUUCGUGCCGCACAAAGAGGACUUGCUGGCGCACUCACGGUUCUGGCAUAUCAACCUCUGGAACAACUUGAAGUCUGUGCCAGAGGAGAAUUGGAUGCAAAAGAAGGAGUUCUGGUCUCGGCGUCAUCCGUACCGGCCAUUCCCGCCACAGGAUCAGUGGUCCGGCGAGUAUGUCCGUGCAAGCAUGUACUGGUCUCAAAGCCUGGAAUACUUGACAUGGCCCUUUGUUCAGCAAUUUCGUGGAGUUCCAGACUUGCUGCACAAGGCCAAGUCGUUGAACUUUGCCGAAAUCUCGCAGCACAUGUCUGCUUGGAAUCAAGCUGCUCGCGAGAAAGCCAAGGAGUUUUGGAUCUCCGCGCUCCCGGGCCUGCUUACGCUUGACGAGGUCAAUGCUCAAGAAGGAUCCCGGAGAGCCAGAGAAUCAAAACAGUCCGCCGUCGGCAUGGCUGUCUUGCUGUUCCGUGCAGCACGUGAAGACUCGAGAUGA
This is a messenger RNA of Symbiodinium sp. CCMP2592, 876 nucleotides long. Lineage: Eukaryota; Dinophyceae; Suessiales; Symbiodiniaceae. The record is from the annotation of a GenBank genome assembly.